GAUCGUUUUAUCGGCUGCUACGGCGACGGUGAUAACACAUGCCACUCGCGUUAAGAAUGUUGCAUGCAAAUAGUUUGUUAAAGUUAUGAACUGCAGUGAAGCGAUGUUCCUUGCGGAACGCAAUAAGGGGACAUCGUACGUGCAGCGAGCAUCGUUUUUUUGACGUAUCAGAAGCUACCUGAGCGUUUCGCAACUUAACGGCAGCAAGGUCGAUCGUAACAGUUGUAGAACGUGCAUUUCCUUGAAUGAUGCGUCUUGUUCCAAUUUCGUAGCUGACACUCUGUACGUAUCUCAAAAUGUUAUACGCUGCUUUGAGUGUCAGCCGUGCGCUGUGCCGGCAUCACUUGUCCCUGCUCAAGUUCUCUGCUAGAAAAAGCAUGGUAUCCUUUUGCAAGUUCUCUGUAAACAGUUCAUUAGGAGGGCUUGCUAAAACCUCUGCAAGAUCAUUGUCAUCGCCCGGAUCAUCCCAGUGUCAUCGUCCCUUACGACAUAUCAUAGUACUCGGUGGAGGUUGCACCGUGACACUGUCCAUCGCUCUGGGCCGAUGCCUUUUACAGACGAGAGUACAGUGUGCCAAGCACAACACAAGGCUCCUCGACGCUAAGAAAGGCAGCACAGCGUCUUUUGACUGGGCUUCUUUCCUCCGCUUCUUGAAGCCGGACUGGCUACCACUUCUUGUAGCGGUUGUAAGUGCCUUAAUUGUUGCUGCUCUCAACAUUAAAAUUCCGGUGUGCCUGGGUGCAGUUGUUGAAGUCCUGAGCAGGAUAAAAUCUGGCAACACGACCCCAGGUGCAAUUCCCAUCAGCUUUUUAGAGGAAAUUCGUGGGCCCGCAGUGCGACUUUUUCUCAUUUACGUAAUGCAAAGUGUUUUUACGGCCGUCUACAUAUCAACACUGUCCUUUACUGGGGAGCGCUAUGCCACGAGGCUUCGCCAAGCACUGCUCGAGUCUGUGCUCAAGCAAGACAUGUGCUUCUUCGACAAGACAAAGACUGGCGAGAUCAUGAACUGCCUCAGCGGAGAUGUACAGGAGUUCAAAAGUGCCUUCAAGCUGUGCAUAUCGCAAGGAAUUAGAAGUGUGGCCCAGACUGUUGGUUGUGCUGUAUCACUCUAUUACAUCUCACCGAAGAUGACCAUGUGGACUGUGGUUGUUCUGCCUGCGAUGUUGGCGGCAGGAACAAUAUUUGGCUCGUUUCUACGAGUACUGUCACGGAAAGCACAAGAGCAGAAUGCUCGAGCUGCAGGCGUGGCUGAUGAAGCGUUGAGUAACAUCAGGACAGUUCGGUCAUUUGCUAUGGAGGACACAGAAGCUCAGCUCUUUAAGCAUGAAGUUGAAAAGGCCGAAAACCUGCAUACUGCACUCGGCAUCGGCAUUGGCUGCUUUCAGGGUCUGACCAACCUCAGCCUGAAUGGCGUUGUGCUUGGUGUGCUGUAUCUUGGAGGAACUAUGAUGGAAGCAGACCACCUGAAUGCUGGCCAGGUCAUGUCAUUUUUUGUGUGCAGCCAAAUAAUUCAAAGGUCACUUUCGCAAUUGUUUGUCCUCUUUGGACACUACGUUCGUGGUAUCUCUGCUGGAUCGAGAGUCUUUGAGCUGAUCAACCUGAAGAGUGAAGUGGCCAUAACUGGAGCAACACAGCUGAGCCCAAGUACAUUGCGUGGGGAUGUUGAGUUUCGGCACGUUUAUUUUUCCUACCCAACCAGGCCGAACCAGACUGUCCUUGAGGAUGUGUCACUGAAGCUUCCCGCAGGAAAGAUAGUCGCCAUAUGUGGACCAUCGGGCAGUGGCAAGUCCACGAUAGCAGCUUUAUUAGAACGUUUCUACGAUGUGACUGAUGGCUCCAUUACCUUGGAUGGGCACGACUUGAAAGAACUGGAUCCUGACUGGCUUCGACGCAAUGUGAUCGGCUACAUUCGACAGGAGCCUUUGCUGUUUGCCACAACAAUAAAAGAGAACAUCCGGUAUGGCAAGCCUGAUGCAACCGAUGAAGAGGUGUACAGUGCCGCCAAGCAGGCCAAUGCUCACGACUUCAUCAUGUCGUUUCCUCGCCAAUAUGACACCAUUGUUGGGGAGCGUGGCAUCACCGUCUCAGGUGGGCAGAAGCAACGCAUUGCGAUAGCCAGGGCCUUGCUGAAGAAUCCACAAGUGCUCAUACUUGAUGAAGCCACAAGUGCACUGGACACUGAAUCAGAAAAGGUAGUCCAGGCAGCCCUCGACAAGCUGAGCAAAGGUCGAACUGUUCUCGUCAUCGCACAUCGGCUGUCUACCAUCAGAAAUGCCGACAUUAUUGCUGUCUUGCUUGACGGGAACAUUGUUGAGAUUGGAGAUCACAAGUCUUUGACAAGGUUAAAGGGUGUUUACUGGAAGCUUACCCAACAUCAUGGACUUCCGAGAGGAAUGGGUUGAUUGGAAAAAUUUGUUUUCACCGACGUGUUGUUUGUUUUCAUAAACGAAAAAAAUAUAU
Rhipicephalus microplus (southern cattle tick) is the source of this 2460-nucleotide messenger RNA. Its product is annotated as mitochondrial potassium channel ATP-binding subunit. Gene Ontology annotation, cellular component: mitochondrial inner membrane. Gene Ontology annotation, molecular function: ATP hydrolysis activity; ABC-type oligopeptide transporter activity; ATP binding. The record is from RefSeq and is a predicted model, not a curated record. Lineage: Eukaryota; Metazoa; Arthropoda; Arachnida; Ixodida; Ixodidae. Gene Ontology annotation, biological process: oligopeptide export from mitochondrion.